AUGGCUCGCCUAACUCCAUCUUUCUUCCUCAUGAUCGCAUCUCUCGCGAUCGCUUCCCCACUCAAUCCCGCUGUGGGAAUCAUCGCCCGGACUGCAGCACCCCAGGACGAUACACCAACCACAACCAUUACAGCCACCACAACUGAUUUACCCAGCACCACUGAUGUCCCUACUACCACUGUUUUACCCACUACAACUAGUAUCUCUACAAUUACCACCACUUCCUCCGCCGCAAUCGCCACCAAAACUAUCGACGGCUGUAAUGUCCAAGGUACAGCAGACACAGCACUUGCCGCACGAUAUUUCGGAUCAGGUUAUUACGCCGGCAUUCUGAAAUGUCAAUCUACUUGUCGUGGUGUAACAGCAUGUGUAUCAUACUCAUGGACGCCCUCGACCAGUAACUGCACUUUGUAUAAUUCAUGGAUGGAUGACUUUAACACGGGUGAUACUACGGGUUAUGUGGUUUUGAGUGAUGAUAGUGGGACUUUCUUUUCGGAUAAAUAUCCAAGUGACGGCAGCGAUUUUUGUUACAAGGCCAUUUAA
Botrytis byssoidea is the source of this 543-nucleotide messenger RNA. RefSeq lists its product as uncharacterized. The record is from RefSeq and is a predicted model, not a curated record. The transcript has a single exon. Bases 1 to 543 code for a protein of 180 amino acids. NCBI's taxonomy places the organism in Eukaryota, Fungi, Ascomycota, Leotiomycetes, Helotiales, Sclerotiniaceae.